This is a messenger RNA of Plasmodium fragile, 2961 nucleotides long. RefSeq lists its product as uncharacterized. The transcript is spliced from 3 exons. Lineage: Eukaryota; Apicomplexa; Aconoidasida; Haemosporida; Plasmodiidae. The record is from RefSeq and is a predicted model, not a curated record. Bases 1 to 2961 code for a protein of 986 amino acids.
AUGAGGAAGAAAAAAAAGAGCAGUGAGGGGAAGGUAUGGACGGAUGCAUUGAAUAAUUUGGAGGAGGUGCAUCAAAACAAGUAUAGCUUAACGAAGGACACACUUCACGAAAGAUCUCGACCCGAACCAGAAAUCAUUGAACACAUAUUAGAAGAACUAGAAAACAAAAUUAGGUUUUAUUUCAAGUUGUAUAAAAUGGAGAAGGAUAAAAGAGCCGAUUGUGAAAAGAAAAAUUAUUACUUGAAUGAAGAGCUGAACCAGACUUACACGACGUUGCAAAAAAAUAAACUCUACACAGAUAAGCUAGAAAAUAAAUUACUAAACAUAAAAGAGAAUCAGAGCUCGUUAAUCGAUACAGUUAGGCGUAUUGACCUUUUAUACAUACAGCUAGACACCCUGGUACAGUCGUUCUCUGGUGUUUGCACACAGGUUGCGGCGGAGGUCAAUGCGUAUGGGGACAACACGAACAGUAAGAGGAACACCAUUAAGACUUUACUCGAUUAUAUUUACCCAUGUAGGACACUUGACCCUCGCAUUAAUUCGCUUUACGGGGUCUUGUAUUAUGGCUCUAUUGGGUUACUGAAAGAUGGAAAAUUUGUUAGCCCGCCCAUUCCUCCUGUCCCUCCAGUGGUGCCAUCUGAAGGGGACGGUUGGCUACCCCCCUCGCAGUAUGCCCCUCACAAUGAGGUUUUCGCAACAGAUUCUCACCAAAGGAGUAGUCACCAAAGGGGCAGUCACCAAAGGAGCAGUCACCUCGGUGGUUCUCGUGCGGAAAGUUUCGCUGACUCCGUGAGGCGAAGCGGAAGCGCUUUCAACAGAGAAAGCUCCAAGGAAAACUAUACUGAUGACGCACUCUUCACCAAGUACGUCGAACAAGAACAAAGAAAACAGGUACGAAACGAGUAUGAUAUGCACAAGUCAGGUAGCAGCGAACUUAUCCCUCAGGACUUACAAGGGUUCUGUAUUAAAAUUGGCUUCCUGGAAAUUAGCUACAAGAAGGAAAAUGCAAGAAUUAUUUGCGUAGUCCGAUACGACAGUGAGACGACCACCUCUGCAAUUCAAAACACGAAGAGAGUGACCAAGCCCAGGGACAUGGAUGGACGUGGUAAUGGAGGCAAAUGUAUUUUUAACAUUGAUUAUACAAUUAAUUUAACAUCAGUGCCACAAAAAAAAGCAGGACACAUCCCCAGCUUCAUGAUAGACGUACACGACGUUAAUGGAAAAGCGUUGGUUGGAACAUGUAUGUGUUCCUUCAUUAGUGAGAAAACGCUAGUGAGAGACGCGUCGUGGGAUAUUUACUCGAGGGUUGCAAAUGCCAAGCCGGAGGUCAUUGGCAAAGUGCAUGUGUCCGUGUUUGCUUGCCCACCGAAUGCGCUCCUCCCAGCGGAGAUUUUUAUGAAGGCGAGACAGCAGUCGGUGCAGCACUUCACGCAGCAAUCGUCGCAGCAGUUGACGCAGCAGUCGACGUUGGCUGCUCCAUACGGAGAGAGCGACCCAAGCGGCGCUCCCGCCGGGGACGAUCGGAAGGUGGAGAGCAGCGCCAAAGUGGCCUUUCAGAAGAGCGCCCUUCUGAGCAAGGUUAUUGAGGAAAGCGAUCAGCCAUCUCAGAUGCACGUGAAGCCGCCAUCCUCUAACAACACAGGGAAGGGGGCGAGCCUCUUUCAGAGGGGAACUAAGGUCACCUUCAAGCCGUACACCUCGAAGAAUGCCGACUCGGCCGCCUCGACGGACGCCAACAAGUCUAGCUCCGAUGUGAAGGGAAGCACUCCCCAGAAGGAAACCUCCAAACGAAUCAUCCUCAAUCACCUGAAUGGAGACAGCAGCAAGAAGAGUGUCACCCCGGUUGGAAGUCAGCAUAAUCAGGAGGGAGAAAAAAGUGGUACCCCGCUUUCCCUAGUUCAGAGUCGUAUAAAAAAUUUAGCGAUGCGGUUCGAGUCCAAGAAUGGCACAUUCAAGGGGAUGGAGGAGGAUGGUAGCAGUGGUUCCACGACCCCCGUUGAGGGCAAGGCCAGCAAGCUGGGCGGUUUUUUGAAGAAAGGUCUACCUCUCUCGAGCAGUAAGGGAUCUAGUGUCCCGCAGGAGAAAAAAGGGGAGCAGAAGGAGGACAAAGCGGAAGAGAAAAAGGAGGACACGGCGGCAGAUAAGACGGAAGACACGCCGGAAGUGAACACGGAAGUGAAAACGGAAGUGAAAACGGAAGGGCCAAAAGACGCAUUGGAGAAGAAGAGUCCAGUCGGCCUGAAGAAAAUCACCCCAGUGCUGAAGGACGGGGUGAUGAAGAUUAAGUUGCCUUUGCCGGGCAAGAAGGACUUGACGAAGAAAGCGGACACAGUAGCCGCUUCAAAGAGUGACGCUGCGAAGAGUGACGAUGCGAAGAGCGACCCCGUAGACGCAGCAACAAAGGACAGCGACCCGAAGGACAACAACGUCGCCAGUAAGCCGAUCAAACCAAUUCUGAAAAUAAAGGUAGAACCCAAAAAAGAAAACUUAAACAAGCUGUUUCAAAAAAUGCCUCUGAAGACACCACUUGCAUCUAAAGAGCAAGAAGACAAAGGUUCUGAGGUUGCGACGAAGGGAACCCCCAGUGAGAAGCCGACGGAGACAACCGAUGCAAAUGCUGCCCCGCCCAAAGAACAACCCGAGCUCGCGAACGCGGAAAAACGCUUGGAGAAAAAAAUAUCCAUUAAGAAUAAAAUGCUUGCCCUUUUGAAGAUGAAGCAAGUGGGAGGGGGCCCUCCCGCAAUUUUGAAGAAGCCCGUUCCCAUGCCGGCGUCUGCUGCGCCCGCGGAGGUCGAAUCACAGUCCAGCACAGAUGGACCGGACCUGAAGAACAUACUCGAAAAGGCAAAAAAAAAUGCCAUCUUCAUUGACAAGAAUAAAGUGAAAGUGAAAUUAAACAAACAGGUGGAACUCAAAAGGGAAAUAAAAAAGUUCGUGCCCAAGGUGAAGAAUGUGGAGUGA